AUGCCCCCUGAAUAUGGGGCAGUCUACCCAUCGGAAGGUGACACCGGUGCCGACGCUCCGGCCGGUUACGUGACCAUGUGGGCAGACUUUUUUGGUGACUGCAAGUUCCGGUUACCUUUGACCGUUUUUGUUGUCGAGGUUUUGGAGUGGUACAAGGUCCACAUUUCUCAAAUGAGUCCGUUUGAUAUGAUCCGGAUUCGAAAUUUCGAAUUUACAUUUCGUGCUCUUGGUAUAGAGCCUACCGUUGGAGAUUUCCGACGGUUUUAUCAACUGACGGUGUCCUUGGGGUUCUUUUCUUUCCGUCAGCGAGAGGGUAGUCCCAAGCUGAUGACUCCUCCCAAGGGGUUGACGAUGUGUAAGAAGAAGUUCUUUUACAUCAAGGCUGCUGCCAUUGUUGCAAAGAUGACGUUUCGGAACGUGACCGAGACGAUCAUAGCAGAGACCAUUGGGGUCCCUAGUGUGAAGACGGUGGAGUGGUUUCCGCAGUUGCAGACCAUUGAGUCUGUGAAGUUGACCAACACCCAGUUGUGGGUGUUGCGCAUGAUGUUGACAAGGAGGAACAAGAAGUCGAAGCCCGUGGUGCGGGAGAAAAGUGGUGAGGACGCUCCCGUGUGGAGGAUGUUUGCCCCGGAUUUCCAGGGUCAGGUGGAAAAAGUUGUUUGUGCGGAUGGCGAGGAGGAGUUUAAUGUUGCGACCCAGAUAUUCGAUACCGUUGACUCGUCCAACAAUCUGAUCUCUCCCAAUGAGGGAGAUAAUUUGAGUGUGCGGUUUGCUGAUACUGGGAAGCAACAGUCUGAUGCUGAACCGCAAAAAACUGGUGCUGAAGCGCGGCAGCAUGAUGCUGAGCCGCGUAGGUUUCCUGCUGGUGAGAAAGGUACCGGUUCGUCUGCCGGUGGUGCGGGGGGAUGA
Helianthus annuus (common sunflower) is the source of this 909-nucleotide messenger RNA. RefSeq lists its product as uncharacterized. NCBI's taxonomy places the organism in Eukaryota, Viridiplantae, Streptophyta, Magnoliopsida, Asterales, Asteraceae. The record is from RefSeq and is a predicted model, not a curated record. The transcript has 3 exons. The coding region runs from base 1 to 909 and encodes 302 amino acids.